AUGCGGCGGUCUCUGUCUCUAGUGGCGGCCUGGGCAGACUGGGCGGAAGCCGGGUACGGCCCGUUGCAGUGGAUGUCUCAUGAGCAGAAGGUGUUCAUCGCCCGGCUCUCCCUCUACUGGGUGUCGUUCAGGCGUGGUUUUGAGGAGAAAAACGCCCCCACUGCCAACGAAACCCCCGUGCAACACCACCGUCGCCGUACAACCAAGGAGGCGUUUCUGCAUUUCCGUCCCAUCCUCUCAAGCGUGACUCGGGUUGUGGGAAAAUCAAACGGGGACCCGGGUUCGGCGGUUCCUGGAACGGGCGGCAGUGGUGCUUUGGUCGUCGUUGGAGGUGCCAGCAGCAGGACAGUACCCAGGGAGGGGAGCGAGAUUUUCGGCGGGGGGGAAACUUCGAGAACGAGCCGAGUUUUCGUCCGAGAUGAGGGAGGCGUGCUUAGGGUCGAGGUUGUAGAGGCGGAACGAAAGAACGGAGGCCGACCGAAGAGCGGGGUUUCCAUACUGGACGAGGCGUUCGGGAAAGAAGCUUGGCGAGAAACGGGCUUGGAGGAGCUGUUGUGGCUGGACUGCUCUUGCCGGCAGUACCUGGCUCUUCGGCUUGCUCAGCAGUUGUCAUCCUGGCCGGCAUCAGGCCGUAAAAGGUGGUUAUUCCAGAGAGAAAUAAACCCGUUCAAGGUGCAAGUGGCCUUCGCCGUAGCCCUACCCACAGGCGACCGUGAGGCGCCUAGGAACCCAGGCAUCUCCGAUCGAGCAUUCUAG
Ectocarpus siliculosus is the source of this 756-nucleotide messenger RNA. The record is from the annotation of a GenBank genome assembly. Lineage: Eukaryota; Phaeophyceae; Ectocarpales; Ectocarpaceae.